UUCGAGAAAUGGCAUUAAAUUUAACAAUGGUUCUGUAAUUAUAUCUUCCCAUAUUGGUGAAUAUGAUGGCGAUGACUCCUCUAUAGAUGAGGACGAUGACGAGAUGUUGGUACCAGACUUAGAUAUUUUGGCAUUUCCACCAACUUCACUUAAUCUUCCUACUGCCUCUUUUUCGAGCAACCCUACUUCGUCAAUGAAAACAUUACUUACUAAUCCUUCAGUAGUAACCUUACUAAUAGUCAUGUUAUUAAUGGGUACUGCCUUUGCCAUGAGCAACGCGUUUUUAUUGUUAUUUCUUAAUAAAGAACUGGGAGCUAGUUCUGUGGUUCUUGGUUUAACGGGUCCAAUUAGUGCUAUCACUGAAUUAUUAUUUUUCUUUUACUCGAGAGAGGAAAACACAAUUUCAUAUAUACUGGCGCUUCUGGCUCAACUACUAAAUGGUAUUGGCUUCUCCGCUUUGUGGAUUUCUGGUGUCACACAUAUUGCUAACAGUGCACCGCCUAGUCUCAUCUCAUUUUCGCAGGGUGUCAUGACUGCUGUAUAUGCUGGCUUUGGUACUGGCUUUGGAAGUUUGUUUGGUGGUAUUUUAUAUGAUAGUGUGGGUGGCCCAAGAGUUAUGUUUGCUGUUGUUGUGGGCAUUAGUAUUGUAAGUUUAAUUAUGUACUGGUGGGGUGAAAACGGGUUUAAAGUUAAUGUAAACCAUUUUGGUGGUAGAAGACGUGAACCAAGAUUUCCUUGGCAAGAUGUAACCACCACCACCACUGGAGGUCAGACUAGUUUAGGGAGAUCUAAGAGCACUCUAUCGAUUGAAGGCGAUUAUGAAUUAUAA
Scutellospora calospora is the source of this 829-nucleotide messenger RNA. The record is from the annotation of a GenBank genome assembly. NCBI's taxonomy places the organism in Eukaryota, Fungi, Glomeromycota, Glomeromycetes, Diversisporales, Gigasporaceae.